AUGAAUAACAUGAUGUUCGCGCCAUUGCAGCCACAAAGCGAAUUCGGCAAACGACUGCUCGCCAACUCAGAAGCACAGGCAGGUUCAGAGAGGAACGAUAUCUCGACGACUUGCCAGCUUUCGCCUCUGAGAUCAAGCAGCCGCAAAGCAGGCAGACCACGCCCACUGACCCUCCUAGAUCUUCCUGGUGAACUACGAAACCGGAUAUGGGCUUACAGCUGCGGCUACCUGCAGCUCGACCUGCGCUGCAUGAUGACUACAGCGGAGCGCAUAGCCCAGGCCUGCCCUGAAGUGCGGACUGAGCUGCAGAGCAUGUACUACGAGAACCAUAUAUUCAUGUUCAACCUGCGCAAUCUCCAAAUAGGCCGUCGCGUGCCCACGUGGCGGACCUGGAUGGCAGGGAUACAGAACGAGGACGCAAGCCGCCUCAAAAAUCUCGUCUUCUACUUCCCCGACUUCAUGCUCAAGGCAUCUAUCACUCCAGCUCCUCUAGCCAAGGACAAAAAGCUUCGAGUGGACUUCGAUUUCCGCCCCAAUGAAACUGACUCAAUAAAUCGACCAUAUCCGCCGUGGCUCAAGCACGCGGCAGACUCUCGCUUGGACGUGCUGUCUGAGCAUCUCUGUGCCUUUGGCAAUAUGGAUGGCCGUCUUGGAAGAUGGGGCGUCGAUCGUAUUGCGAAGAUAGCAUUUGGGAUGGUCGCGUGGAUGCAUCUGGGGCGUAUACGGCACGACUACCCGAUACUGUAUGCGCAACUUGAGGACGAUGAGCUCACGUACGAGGAAGAGAUGUUGCGGCAUGGUUGGACUUGUGGGCAGUGUGAGUGGGCUUGUGAGAUGACGGGAGUCUUGGAUGCAUGA
Messenger RNA from Fulvia fulva, 858 nucleotides. RefSeq lists its product as uncharacterized. Bases 1 to 858 code for a protein of 285 amino acids. The record is from RefSeq and is a predicted model, not a curated record. The transcript has 2 exons. NCBI's taxonomy places the organism in Eukaryota, Fungi, Ascomycota, Dothideomycetes, Mycosphaerellales, Mycosphaerellaceae.